Molecule: messenger RNA, 3924 nt
Organism: Colletotrichum lupini
Lineage: Eukaryota; Fungi; Ascomycota; Sordariomycetes; Glomerellales; Glomerellaceae
Exons: 12
Coding region: 1-3924 (1307 amino acids)
Cellular component (GO): cytoplasm
Molecular function (GO): 5'-deoxynucleotidase activity
Source: RefSeq, a predicted model, not a curated record
AUGUCGUGCAUCAUUUAUGUUUGUCUUUCUGGAAACUUGAGAUGGGAAGCCAGUCAAGGAAGGAUCGCAAAUGGCGGGCCGCUGAAUGGUUGCAGAAUGUGGGUGGGGCCGGGCUCCAUGGAAGGGCAGGUGGACGGAUUGGCUCCUUUCCAUUUCGGUCGGGGCCGCCUGCCGUCUGUCAGGUUCUGGGAUGUCCCUUCCUUGGAAGACGAAAGACAAGCAAACUCAGGCAGGAACGGAGAGGCCCCUUUCUGCGCUUUAGCCAUCUACCUGUUCCUUCGGUCUCUCUUCGCUUCUUGUCCUUUCACGCCAGUACCAGUCAUCUUGCAUUGGGCUCAGUCCGUCACUUUAGCGCCAGCAACGGACCCCGCGAUAAUUGCCUUGCUUCGUCCACCAACUCUCUCCCUGCACUCUGCGUGUUUUGCCCCGCUCCACGAGAAAGCUAUUCUGUCGCAAUCGUCCUCCGCGAAACGAGAACAGACAUACAAUAGAGCUCCUUUCACAUCUCCGAGCGAUUUCACAAUCAUGUCUUCCGCAGCUCCCCACAGCAACAAAAGUGCCUCCAGCACCAAUGGCGAGGUGGACAUCAAGAAUUUGGGUCACGUCGAAACCCCCAAAGUUGAAGGAACAUGGACCGUCGAGAAGGCUCUUGAAAUCUCUCCAGGCACUGCAGGACCUGCGGACGCCGGCUCACCGCUCCCUUACUUCCAUCUGAUUGAGCGCCUCAAGACAACCAAGCGGGAGGGUUGGCGCCGUUUUGGCAUCGCGAGGUUGGGCCUUGACAGAGGAGAAUCCAUCGCUGACCACAUGUACCGCAUGUCCCUUUUAUCAAUGCUCGCCCCGCCUGCCCUUGCGCCCCGUCUCGAUCUCGCGCGAUGCAUGAAGAUGUGCCUGAUACACGACAUGGCCGAGUCUCUGGUUGGAGACAUCACACCCGUCGAUGGCGUGGCGAAGCCCGAGAAGAACAGACGUGAGGCGGAGACGAUGGACUUUAUUACCAAGAACCUUCUUGGCAGUGUCUACGGCGGUAUCCCAGGUGCCGAGAUUCGCGAGAUCUGGCAAGAGUACGAGGACUCCCAGACCCUCAACAGCCACUACGUACACGAUCUGGACAAGAUGGAGCUGCUUCUCCAGAUGAUGGAGUAUGAGAAGCGCGGCCAGGGCAAGCUUGACUUGGGCGAAUUCGCAUACGUCGCGACCAAGUUCACAUUACCCGAGACCAAGGAAUGGGCGGACGCUCUGCUCAAGGAGCGCGAACAUUUCUGGGGCACCCAGCAGCACGUCCACGGCGAGGAUGGUAUCGAAGGCGGCAUGAUUGAUGAGCGCUAUGCACAGUGGUUCCCGGUGUUGGCCACCCUGAACCUAGACGCCAUUACGUUGCGAAGGUCAGACUCUGAAAUCGCGGAGGGAAAAUCGAGUUACGGGUCCUGGCACAAGUUGCUUGCAUUACAUGGUGUUGCAUGGAGUAUGCGCGUCACGCGUGAGGUUCCCGGGUGUGAGUACUUCCCGAUACCGACGGCAGGCCCUGGGUCACCGCCCCGUUGUGCUGCCCCUCUGUUUACAUUCUUGCUGAGCCACGCGCUUGGACCUCCAGAUGAUCAACCACCCCAGCAACCGAUGGCGCCUUCCUUCUUUGAGACAGCUACAAUGUCGACGUUUGAUUCAGGGACUGGCGGCGGAUACGCAUACAUUCAGGCCGAUACUCCGUACUCCGUACAAUUAUUCACAUCUCCAGACUUUCGGUACCUACCUAUUCCCUUGAUACCUUCCUUUCCCUUGCGUUCUUCCAAAGAAGCGCAUGACAAACUCGACGUCACCCUGAGCGCCGUCACUUUUUCUCAGGGUCUAGACCAACCAACCGACACACGCUCGACAUCCAAUCAAGACACUCAUCAUCAACGGCUGUUGCCGGCACUCGAAGCUCUCCCCAACGCCAGGACCGAGCUUCUGCCUGCCGACACAUCAACGCAUAGGCCGAGUAAGCACGCGCGCAUUGUCAACACGGGAAUCCUUCUUCGCUUCAUCUUCGAGCGCUUCCUUCCCCCAUCUGACAGCGCUCGCCUGCUGCCAGCCAUCGCACGGCCUGUUGCACGACGAACAACCAACGAGCCAGCGCACCACGACUCGUCUUCUGCACACCACCCGACACCCGAGACUCAGGCCUGGGAUUUAGCUUCCGGAUCGAUCAUGAGCUUUCUCACCGCUUCCGCCCGACCCCUUGCCGUGGUUCCCGCAACUCCUUACCCUGCCUCACCCGUGAGCCCUUCGAGAUCCCCUGUUCCGUCGUCCUGGCCUCCGACGCCUGUACCGACCUGCACCAUGGCCUUCACAUCCCAGUACCGAAUGCCCGGUACCUACUUUGACGCACAACCCGCCGGAGUUCACCCUGGCGUCUUCCGACCACCCACUUCCCCCUCCGCCGGUUCUUCCUACUGUUUCGCCAGAGCAAAUAGCUACCACGCCGAAGCAAAUACACCUUCAGCUCAGGCAAAAAGGAAACGGCGCAACAAUGCCUCCCGCGAAGCUACUCCGUUGAAUGAAUGGAACGAUGGCAACAUGAAUCUAGACAGCUCGAGCGAACUCCCUAAACACGAGACACCUUUACCGAUCCGAGAAGCCCGAUACACGCUGGCUGGCCAGCUCGAGACACCUGGUGCCGGCGUCAACACGCCUUACGACAACGGUAACUUGGAUGAGAGCAUGUACUCAGACGGCGAUUAUCGAAGAGCCUUGGGAUCAAAACGACCACACGAAGAGAUGGAAUCGCCUAUUCCAGGCCAGCCGACUGUACUGGUCCAGCCUAGCCAUCCAGUCGCCGGCGGCUGGAGUCGCUUUGCGUUCAACACUAUUGGUGGGGUCGUGGGCAAAGUCUGGGAAUUCUGCAAGGCUGGGGCCUUCAUUGGCUUCUCUGCUGGGGGUGGCAAGGCUUAUACCAUUGAUGGCCAGAGCAUCCGUCCCUCUUCAGCUGCUACAUCAGCUUUGUCUGCGCCCCAGCUAGAACCAUCCGAGAAGUUCAACGAAAAAUACGAAUGGAGACAACAGCAAAGUCCCCAAAACUUGGAUACCCCCGUUGGAGAUACCACGCCGCCCGGAGGUUUCCCUCAGCCCCUCUUCACAUCGUAUGCCCGGGAGCCAGACCAAGCCCUGAACCCCGAACCCGAGGUUAGGGUCGAGGUCGAGGCCACACCUUCGCGACCCGCCGUAAAACGCCGACAGACGAGUGCUUGGAAUCAUGAUGAGUUGCGAAACUGGGUUGUGGUGGACGAGUCAGCGCCAGGCAAUAGGCCAGUUUCGAGGGCAUCGAUGCGACCAGCAUCCCGCAACAUGCGCCCUUCCCUAGUCACAGGCCGGAGGAUUAGUGUUCCCAAGCCUCGUCUCAGCUCGAUCCCGAUCCACAACCGCCGCCAAUCUACGGCUAGCCACGAAUGCAAUGCUCCGGACACCGCACCACUGUCAUAUCAGGAACCAGCAAGCUUCGCUAGUGUGAGGUCUCCGGAGCCGCCGAGGACCUUGACCGGGCCCUCGCCGAGCCGAAUCCCACUUCCAAUGCAGUCUGCCGGCUCGAGCCCGAACCCGUUCGCGAAGACGACCGUCUCGGCCCGGCGUCAGAGUGCCAUUCCGUCACCGGCACAAUCUUUAAUGAGCCCACCUAUACGCUCGCAUCGCCGCUCCAAUAGCAGUGCCUCAGCAGCAUCACCUCGCGGUAAACUCAAGGAAUUCGGGGUGGACUCCAUCCGCGCGAGCCCUCGGCUCGACGUGGAAGCCAAGAAGUUGGCAGCCAGACGAAUCAAAGAUGAACAUGACACCGAUGCGAGGAUUAAUGAUUUCAACCAGAGGCUCAAGGAGAUGAUUCGCCAAGGCAGGGAGGCUCUUGGCACCAAGGUCGAGGUGGAUGACGAUGGAUGCGGCUGGGAGGAUGACUGA